AUGGCGCCACCGCAGCUGCCCAAGAACUGGCCACCCCACCUCCCCUAUAUCACCAGUCCGGCGUACAGCAAACAGCUCACACCUUCGCAGCGCGCUGCCCUCCGGCGCCAGCGGCCCGAGGACCCGGACAUCCCGGCCGCGCAGACGCCGACCAUCAGCCCCCUCGUCAAGAUCACGCCCAUCACUGAGGCCGCGCACCCGGCCUGCGGACAGAGCGGCCUCUUCACGACGCGCGCCCUCAAGCCCGGCGCCUUUGUCCUCCUCUACCUCGGCACCGUCCACGGUGAACGGCCGCCUGUCGGAGAGGGCGGGCAGGAAGAGGAGGAGGAGUCGGACUACGACCUCUGGCUCGACCGUGACGAGGCCGUCGCCGUCGACGCGGCGCGCGGCGGCAACGAGGCGCGCUUCGUCAAUGACUACCGCGGCGUGGCGGCGCGGCCAAACGCCGAGUUUCGGGAGGUCUGGAGCCGCCGGUUUGGCGAGCGGUGCAUGGGCGUCUUUGUCCUGCCGGCGCCGGGGCGGGGGCAGCCGGGGAAGGGCGGCGUGGGCAAGGGGCAGGAGCUCCUCGUGAGCUAUGGAAAGGGGUUUUGGAAUGCGCGGUCUCGGACCGAGGGGUAG
Molecule: messenger RNA, 618 nt
Organism: Verticillium nonalfalfae
Lineage: Eukaryota; Fungi; Ascomycota; Sordariomycetes; Glomerellales; Plectosphaerellaceae
Exons: 1
Coding region: 1-618 (205 amino acids)
Molecular function (GO): protein binding
Source: RefSeq, a predicted model, not a curated record